Colletotrichum chrysophilum is the source of this 528-nucleotide messenger RNA. RefSeq lists its product as uncharacterized. The transcript is spliced from 2 exons. The coding region runs from base 1 to 528 and encodes 175 amino acids. NCBI's taxonomy places the organism in Eukaryota, Fungi, Ascomycota, Sordariomycetes, Glomerellales, Glomerellaceae. The record is from RefSeq and is a predicted model, not a curated record.
AUGACCGCGGUCGGAUCGGGUCAAGGCCGUGCCCAUUUCGCCGUUCCAAAUAUCAGCAACGACGAGCUGACGUCGUUCUUUGAGUCGCACUUCUCUGACGCAGCUUUGCAAGGGUUCAAAAGCGACUUUUUCAGCCCAGAGAAGCAUGCAGGCGAUGAAAACGCUGCCUACGACGACGAAGAGUACUACGAAGAAGAUGACGGACUUGGGUACUACCCGGAUGGCGUCAAGCGCACGCUCACCGAUGAGCAAAUUGCCAUGUUCCGCCACUCUGAAAUUGAAGCUCUAAGAAAAGAGAAGGAAAAGACCGAAGAGCGUCGUUCUGCAGCCUCGCAAGCAGAUCUUGAAGCUGGCGAGGUCGGCGACAAUGACAGCGCCAAGGAAGCCGCGACAGCUCAACCACCCAAACCAAAGAACAAGAAGAAGCGAAAAGCAGGCAAGAACAAGAACCACGAACCCAAGCCCGACCUACGAAAAAGAACUUGGGACGUUGUCGAAGCCGGUCUCGACUCUCUUGACUACGACUGA